AUGGACCCUCUCCGAUCAGCCCAUACCCCUCAGGCCCCCGCUCAGCCCUCGACUUUUUCCUCUUCAACCUCGACUCUCGCUCCUUCUUCCACCCUCAAUUCCACCAUCUCAAACCCUUCCAACCCAUUCAAUCCCCAUCUCUCCAAUUCGACUAUCCAGCCCGUCGUAGCAGCCCCCCUCUCCGUCUCCGCCUGCGCUGCCGAAUCCGUCAUGUCCCAGACACAACCUCUCGCCCAGGCCCUGGGCAACCCUUCGCACCCAGCCGGGAUACCACUCGCGCCUCAGGGACAUACUUCCGAAUCACUGCCACGAUCGGACGCGCCACCCGCCACCCAGCCCGCGGAUGUCUUUCCGCAGGAAGGAGGCAACGGGCUAGGUGGUCCGACGGCGACAGCCCCCUUCUUGCAGGACUUUAGUCUGGUCGCGGAGGCGGCGAAGCGCGCGCAGAUGUCUAUCGUAAUGCGAGAUCUCGAGAGUGUAACCCUAUAA
Messenger RNA from Penicillium waksmanii, 489 nucleotides. RefSeq lists its product as uncharacterized. NCBI's taxonomy places the organism in Eukaryota, Fungi, Ascomycota, Eurotiomycetes, Eurotiales, Aspergillaceae. The record is from RefSeq and is a predicted model, not a curated record. The coding region runs from base 1 to 489 and encodes 162 amino acids. The transcript has a single exon.